Molecule: messenger RNA, 1922 nt
Organism: Salvia splendens (bonfire salvia)
Lineage: Eukaryota; Viridiplantae; Streptophyta; Magnoliopsida; Lamiales; Lamiaceae
Exons: 15
Coding region: 82-1701 (539 amino acids)
Biological process (GO): RNA processing
Molecular function (GO): RNA methyltransferase activity
Source: RefSeq, a predicted model, not a curated record
AAUACGUUAAUAAAUUAAAGGUUUAACCAUAAAUCGCAUAACAUAUCCGACCGCGCAAAGAGCGAUUUCAUGAAAUAGAUAAUGGACAUCGGAAAAUCUAUAUCACCAUGCUUCCCGCCACGAGCAGUUCAGCCGCAGCUCAAACUCAUGGCCGCCGUCGUAAGCUUCCUCUCGCUUCCCGCACGUGCCCCGCCACCCUCCUUCACUUUUGUCACACGCUGCACCGCCUCACCAUCCGCAACAACCAGAUUUUCUCAGCAGACGGCGUCGGCGCCUCUACUGCUCACUCACGAGGAGCCUAAGACAAACCCUAUCAAAUCCUCUUCCUGUGAGCUUCACUGCCGUCACUUUGAAUCCUGCUCCGGUUGUACUCACGAGUACAACCUGCACCAGCCACCUAUUCUGGAUGAGGCGAUAAGAUUCUUUAAGAGCACCGGUGUUUCUAACUUCACUUUCGAUACCUGCAGACUUUGGGGAUGGAGGUGUCGUGCCAAGCUUGCAGUUCGAGGCUUAUCUAUGAAACCUUUAAUUGGUCUUUAUGAAGAGGGCACUCAUAAUGUGGUUGAUAUUCCUGAAUGCAAAGCUCAUCAUCCGAGCAUGAAUGCAGCUGUUGACCUGCUCAAGCAAGGAAUGGCCGAACUUAAUAUUGAGCCCUAUGAUGAAGACGGAGGAACGGGUGAAUUAAGAUAUGUCCAGAUGGCUGUCACAACAUACAGCACUUCUCUUCCUGCCUCAGAAAGAUAUAAAAAUGGUAAGGUGCAAGUUACUUUGGUGUGGAAUGAUAGAAGUGAGAAUUCGACUAGUUUUGCAAAGUUAAAUGCCUUGGCCAAUUACAUGUGGAGAAAAGGGGGGCCAAGGAGGGAACUACAUUUGAUUCAUUCUGUUUGGGCUAACUUUCAGACAUCGACAAGCAAUGUUAUUUUUGGGAACAGAUGGAGACAUCUUUUAGGGGAGUCAGACUUCUGGGAGCAUGUUGGAGGAAUUGAUGUUUCAAUAGCCCCCUCAAGCUUCGGGCAAGCAAAUACACGGGCUUUUGAUUCUUUACUCCGUAAACUUCAAAAAUACGUCCCUUAUGGAGCGUCAGUUGUUGAUCUUUAUGCUGGUGCUGGGGUGAUUGGUUUGUCUUUAGCUGCCACAAGGAAGUGCAGGUCUGUGAAAUGUGUGGAGGUGAAUAAAGAAGCAAAGCAUUCUUUUGAAAAGACAGCUUCUCGAUUACAAAUUGAUGAGGAGAGUAGCAUCAGCUGGCAUCAAGCAGAUACCUCAAAAGAACCACACACUUGGCUACUGGGAUCCGAUGUCGUUGUGGUUGACCCUCCUAGGAAAGGGCUAGAUCCAUCUCUGCUUGGUGCUUUGCAGUCUGUGGCAUUCAUGAGGAGAAACAGCUCUGAGAAAAAGGUCAAAAUGGAAAAGAGACCAUGGGUUCUUCGAGAAAGAGAGACUUCUGUGCAAAGUAAUGGCCAGAUGGCUCAAGAUGAAGCUCCGUCACUUCCACAAACUCUUAUAUAUAUCAGCUGUGGAUGGGAUAGUUUCAAAAAGGAUUGCAAAUCUCUGCUCUCUAGUAGGGCAUGGGAACUGACCAAGGCGCAUGGUUUCAAUUUUUUUCCUGGAACACAGAGUAUUGAGGUCCUGGCUGUGUUCAAGAGAGGCUCUGGAGGAAAAUUAAAGAGAAAAAAAUCUGGGAAAAAGAAAAGACUGGCUUGAGGAGCACUUCUACAUCCAUAUAUGUGAUCCAGACAAAGAUUUGGAGAAAUUUUGUUAAAUGAGCUCUGAAUGACAAAACAUUUCAAUCUUCUGUCAUUAUAUAACUGCUAUUUUGAGCAACAUUGUAUAUAUAGAUAGAUUGAUCAAAGAGAUGUGAUGAAUUAUAAAUGAUGUACGAUUAACAUUUGUAUCGUGAUAAACAAUCUACACCCCUUUGUAUA